Molecule: messenger RNA, 2923 nt
Organism: Nicotiana tabacum (common tobacco)
Lineage: Eukaryota; Viridiplantae; Streptophyta; Magnoliopsida; Solanales; Solanaceae
Source: RefSeq, a predicted model, not a curated record
AAUCCAACGGUUCAGAACUAGGGAGUUAUUUUAUAUAAAACUGUCCGAAGAGAACCACCCCCCCCCGGUCUAACCUCUUUCAGUCUUCACUCUCAUCUCUUUCUCAAUAAACCCUAGCCGCCUCAUAUCCCCACGCCGCCUCCACCGCAAACCACCGCCGAAAAUCGCCUCACGGCGGUUCCGGUGGACCAAUCUUCCCCAAAAUAACACCAUGAGCUCCCCUUCACCUCUUCAAUUCAUAUCUCUAGUUGUCUUCCUUCGAAUCACUGCCAAACUCCUCCAAUAUUAGAUUGAAAAUCCAGCUAAAAAACCUAAUUGUUCCAAUCUUAACCAAAUUAACACCCCGAACUCCCCUUCAUCCCCUCUUUACAAAUCCCCAACCCUUUGCCUUCGAAUCACUGCCUAGCUGCUCGAAUCUUGAAUCGAAAUUUAGGUUUCCAAAACCCUAAUUUCCCCCAAAGCCCACAAAUUCAUACCAAACAGUCCUCGACCUUCCCUCACCCCUGUCUCACCCUUGAUUCCUCAAAAAUCUCAGCCAAUUUCCCCGAAUCUUGAAUCUCAUAAUCGUCGAACCCUAAUUUUUUCCCCUUUUCUGAUUUUUUCGGUCAAAAUUGGUCAAGUGGACUUAGAACCUUCAUUAGUCGACUGUUUUAAUGGUAGUCAAAGUCCAUUUACACUUCAGGGAGUUUGGACGAGUUCGUGGUUCGAUCCAGUUUUUGAAAUAAAACCCGGAUGAGCACAAUUGAAAAUGAACCCUUCACGGUCCUUGAAGAAAUCCCAUUAGGACUACAUAUGUGGUGGAAUGACUUAGAAAAAUUCAGCAGAGAUACUGUGGUAAAAGUGUUGGGCGGUCUUGUUGGUCUUCUGAAAAUCAAACCGAGGUUGGAUGUAAUCGAGGCUUUGAUACCUUUUUGGGACCUGACGCAUAAUGUGUUCCAUUUUUCUGAUUUUGAGCUAACCCCCACGCUUGAGGAAAUAGCGGGUUAUGCCGGACUUAGUGGGAAUCUCAGAAGUCGGUACCUAGUGGCUCCAAGAACAGUGACUCCUCAUAGGUUUUUGGACCUUCUGAGCAUUAGUCGGGAGGUUCAAGAUGGGAACCUAUCUCAAGGAUUUUGCACAUUCUACUUCUUGUACCAGCGUUAUGGCGAUCCCCAAGGUUUUGAGGCUCCAGAUACUAGCCUAACUCAUUCAGGAAACAAAGAUAAAUGGGAAGCUCGUCGGGGACUGGCUUUUAUAGUGGCAUUCUUGGGUGUUUUAAUCUGCCCAAGAAAGGAUGGAAACAUAGAAUUGGGUCUUGUGGGAAUGGUCGACGUCAUGAUUAAGAAAGCUAAUGGCACCCUUGUUCCAAUGAUCUUAGCGGAGAUUUAUCGAGCUCUAACUGUCUGCCGAGAAGGGCGAAAAUUCUUCGAGGGCUGUAACAUGCUUCUACAGCUUUGGAUACAAGAACAUCUCUGCCACCGCUUGGGGUACAUGAGCUAUGGCAUGACUGGUCUGAAUUGCAUUGAAGAACAUGAAAACCGGAUGGUGGGUUAUGAAUUUCCAGAAGGUACAGAGGCCUGGUUUGCGCAUUUGAGUUCCUUAACUUCAAACAAAAUUGAGUGGACAUUCGGUUGGCUCCCUGUUACUGAAGUCAUUUAUAUGUCAGCUGAGGUGUGCUAUUUCCUCUUAAUGGGUCUCCGGAGCAUUCAGCCAUACGCUUCACACAGGGUGCUGCGCCAACUAGGCAAGUUCCAAACUAUCCCACAUGACGAAGAUCUGAGCCGACAAGUCAUUGAAUUGGGUCCAAAAGUUGUAUUCCCAAAAGGAAAAGUUCGUCAGAUUUGGAAUGAGUGUAGAUUUCUAGAGCCAAAGACUCGGGUGCGGGAUCUAUCUAAAGGCGAGUUAGACCCUAAUUACAUGACUUGGUUUGGUAAAAGGUUUCAAGUUCAUUAGGAGCCCGAACGGCCUGCUAAAAGACCCCACGUCCAGCAAUUCACUGAUGAUUCGAGGGAGAUUGGUUGGCAAAAGAGGCAAGCUACAGGGCCAAGAUAAGCAAAUUGGAGGGACAAAUCAACGAUCUCAAAUUUGACAAUAGUGUACAAGUUGUUGCUGAUGAAGAGGAAAAGAAGAAGCUGGCUCAAGAAAACAAAGCCCUUCGAGCCCAGAUCCAAAAAAUGAAGAUAGCUGCUGAGAAUCAGGAAAGAAGCCAAGCAGAUGAAAGGCUCAUAAAUGCUCUUAGAAGGAAAAUAUCUGAGUAUCAGGAUGACUUGGAAAAGUCCGAGGUUUAUCUGGCAAGAGCCCGAGCACAGUUGACAAAGAACGCAGAGGGACGGGCAGAGUUUGUACGGCAGUUGAAAAGGAAAUAUGAGGGAACAGUCACAAAUUUGAAGAAAAGGCUAACUACCCUCGAAAAUGAGAUGGCCAACCAAGCUAAGAACUUUAAAGUAGAAAGGGAACAUUGUUAUGCAUUAUUGUCCCAACUAGAGGAAGAUAUGCAACAGCUACAGGAUCAAAACCAUCAUGACACCCAGGUGCUAGAAGCUAGGUCUCAGCAAAUGGGGCGUUUGCUCCAAGAAAAGGGUAUCAUCAAGGAAAGGGUUAGAGCAAUUGCUGACUACAUUAUCAUGAAGUGCCAUGCAUGUGAAGACAUGACUAGAACCACUUUCUUUGCUGCAGUAAUGACCUUCGUUCGCCAAAUAAUAAGUGACCGGGAGCGUCUUUAAGGGGAUCUUGCACAUAGGCUCGUGGCAAGACCGACUGAUGUCCCACGGGCCCCUGGAGUAGAAGCACUUAUGUAUUUUUGAUUUUCAUUUUGAGUCUGUAUUUCAGUUUCUAGUUUAAAUUAUGUUUCGAGUCUGUUUGUAGUUUUAAAUUCCUAGGAAAAGUAUGAUAGAGUCUUUUGUAACUCAGAAAGUUAGAAGCUUUUAUUAAUGAAAAUUUGGAA